AUGCUAAAGAUCAUCUUUCCCUCAUUUAUGCUUCUCCCCCUAGUCUGACUAUCAAACCCUAAAAAAACCUGAAUAAACACAACCUCAUAUAGUUUUAUAGUUAGCCUAAUUAGUCUUACACUACUAUGACAAACUGAUGAGAAUUAUCAAAAUUUCUCAAACAUAUUUUCCUCGGACCCAUUGUCAACCCCACUGAUUAUUUUAACAACUUGACUUCUACCCUUAAUACUCAUAGCCAGUCAAAAUCAUCUAAAAAAAGAAAAUCCCUUACUUCAAAAACUUUAUAUCUCUUUACUAGUGAGUCUCCAAAUUCUUCUAAUUAUAACUUUUUCUGCAACCGAACUAAUUAUAUUUUACAUUCUAUUUGAAGCAACUCUAAUUCCAACACUUAUUAUUAUUACUCGAUGGGGGAACCAGACAGAACGAUUAAACGCAGGAAUUUACUUUCUAUUUUAUACAUUAAUUGGUUCUAUUCCACUACUAAUUGCCCUAAUCCUCAUCCAAAACUACAUCGGAACGCUUAACUUCACAAUUUUAUUGUUAACAACACAUACUAUAGAUAAUUCCUGAUCCAACAGCCUGCUAUGAUUAGCAUGCAUAAUAGCAUUCUUAAUUAAAAUACCACUAUAUGGAGUUCACCUAUGACUUCCAAAAGCUCACGUCGAAGCCCCAAUUGCUGGGUCAAUAAUUCUAGCAGCUAUUCUUCUAAAACUAGGCAGCUAUGGAAUAAUCCGUAUUUCUGUUAUUUUAGACCCCUUAACAAAAUACAUAGCCUACCCCUUUAUUCUUUUAUCUCUAUGAGGAAUAAUUAUAACUAGUUCAAUCUGCUUACGCCAAACAGAUUUGAAAUCAUUAAUUGCCUACUCCUCAGUUAGUCAUAUAGCCCUAGUCAUUGCAUCCAUUAUAAUUCAAACCCCAUGAAGUUUUAUAGGAGCAACAAUACUCAUAAUUGCCCAUGGGCUUACAUCAUCACUCUUAUUCUGCUUGGCAAAUUCUAAUUAUGAACGAAUUCAUAGCCGUACUAUAAUUAUAGCCCGCGGACUUCAAAUAAUUUUCCCACUUAUAUCUACAUGCUGACUACUAGCUAGCCUGGCUAAUCUAGCAUUACCUCCAUCAAUUAACCUAAUAGGUGAACUAUUCAUUACUAUUUCCUUAUUUUCCUGAUCCAACUUUUCAAUUAUUCUCAUAGGCACAAACAUCAUUAUCACGGGUAUAUAUUCAAUAUAUAUAGUCAUUACAACCCAGCGAGGUAAGCUAACAAGCCAUAUAAUUAAUCUUCAACCUACCCACACACGGGAGUCAACUCUCAUAGCCCUACAUUUAAUUCCACUAAUUCUUCUCACCGUUAGUCCAAAACUAAUUACAGGCCUAACAAUAU
Mus caroli (Ryukyu mouse) is the source of this 1378-nucleotide messenger RNA. The record is from the annotation of a RefSeq genome assembly. NCBI's taxonomy places the organism in Eukaryota, Metazoa, Chordata, Mammalia, Rodentia, Muridae.